Messenger RNA from Spea bombifrons (plains spadefoot toad), 1507 nucleotides. RefSeq names its product SGT1 homolog, MIS12 kinetochore complex assembly cochaperone (gene SUGT1). The record is from RefSeq and is a predicted model, not a curated record. The transcript is spliced from 14 exons. NCBI's taxonomy places the organism in Eukaryota, Metazoa, Chordata, Amphibia, Anura, Pelobatidae. Gene Ontology annotation, molecular function: protein-folding chaperone binding. Bases 185 to 1174 code for a protein of 329 amino acids. Gene Ontology annotation, biological process: protein stabilization.
CCGUCUCGCUGGUCGCUGUAGUCAGUGCCCGGCUAGUCCAGAACUUUCCUGGCGGAACACGGUCUGUUGUACCAGAAGCUUUCCUGUGUUUACAGCCGCGGUGACCCCGGAUACGGGCUGACAGACGGCUUGCGGGGCUAACGGCAGUUACAGUGCUGUGAUCACACGUGAUAUACCGGGCACCAUGACAGAGGCGUCCUCCUGUACACUAUCUUUUCGUGACAAUGACAUUGUUACAGAUCCACAGAAAUCUCUGGAGGAGCUGACAGAGGCCUUGGGGGAGAAGCCAGACAAUGCAGAAUACUACUGCCAAAGAGCAUAUGCCCACAUACUGCUGCAGAAUUACACCGAUGCUGUUUUGGAUGCGAAGAGGUCCCUCGAGCUGCAGCCUAACAAUGCGAAUGCUUUCCUCAGGAAGGGGGAGGCUGAAUUCCAUUUACAGAAUUAUACAUCUGCUGAAGAUGCAUUUAAAAAAGGACAUGAGCUAGAUCCAUCAAAUUCAGCUUUUUCUACAUGGAUUCAAAAAUGCCAAGAACAAUUAAAUGUAUCACCAAGACCUGAACAGCCCUCAAAUCAACAGACCUCGUCAAAAUACAAAUACGACUGGUAUCAAACAGAGUCUCAAGUCAUCAUUACCGUAAUGAUCAAGAACAUACAGAGGGAUGAUGUGCAAGUACAGUUUUCUGAAAAAAAGCUAAAUACACACGUGACGCUUCCAUCUGGGGGAAACUACAGCCUAAACUUGUGUCUCCUGCAUCCUAUUGUACCAGAGCAGAGUACAUUCAAAGUCCUUUCAACGAAGAUUGAGAUAAAAAUGAAGAAAACGGAGGCAAUACGGUGGGAGAAAUUAGAGGGCCAGGAAGAGAGUCAUUUAAAACACUUUAAGCCAGAAUCCACGCACAAGUAUCCUUCAUCCUCUCAUUAUACAAAGAACUGGGAUAAGCUGGUGGGUGAGAUCAAAGAGGAGGAGAAGAGUGAGAAAUUGGAGGGCGAUGCAGCAUUAAACCAACUGUUCCAGCAGAUUUACUCGGAUGGGAGCGAUGAAGUGAAACGUGCCAUGAACAAGUCAUUUAUGGAGUCUGGAGGCACGGUUCUGAGCACCAACUGGACAGAUGUGGGCAAAAGGAAAGUAGACGUGAAUCCUCCAGACGACAUGGAAUGGAAGAAGUUCUAAGCGUCUCCAUAGACGAGUGUCAGAACAGUGCUGUUGUGUUUCCAUCUCCCUGCACCCUUUGUGUGUUUUCCUGUUCUUUCUUUCUUUGGCCAGACCGCUGUGUGUCAGUCACUCAUGUUCGGGGUUGCCUUUGUGCUGAAUUGCCAGACCGCCAUAUCCGGUAUAGUGUGCUGGAGGAGCAGGCCAACAGUUUGUGUGGUGAUUGAUGAUGCACUUCCAAUUGGCUGUUUUAUUUGAUGUAGGAGUGAUAAAGCUGGUCUGUUGUAAAUCAAAGUGACCUGCUUUAUUGCUGUUUUAUGCAUAAUAAAAAUACACUUUUGUUUUUUCAAUAAA